UGGAAGUCUGUUAAGUAUUGAAGUGGAACAAUCCUUAUCCUAUCUUCUUCUUGCACCUCACUACGCCCUUUCGCUGCUCCAUCUCCAAAUCUCCACAUGGCUUCAACCACGCUAUCCUCCGCCACCCUCCGCUCCGCCGCUUAUCCUACACUCCCCGCCGCCACCUUCCCCAAGCAGCCGCUCGAAUUCCUACCCAAAUCCGCCCCCAAACCCCUCCGGCGGCGCGCGCACUUCGUCCGCCCCCUCGCCGCCGUCGACGCCCCCGAGAAGGUCAUCGAGCUCGGCGACGAGAUCUCGAACCUCACCCUCGCCGACGCGCAGAAGCUCGUCGAGUACCUCCAGGACAAGCUCGGCGUAUCCGCCGCGUCCUUCGCCCCCGCGGCCGCCGUGGCGGCGGCUCCCGCGGCUGGCGAAGCGCCGGCGGUGGUGGAGGAGAAGACGGAAUUCGAUGUGGUGAUCGAGGAUGUGCCGAGCAACAUGAGAAUCGCAACGAUUAAGGUGGUUAGGGCGUUGACGAGCCUUGCGCUGAAGGAGGCGAAGGAGCUGAUUGAAGGUUUGCCGAAGAAAUUCAAGGAGGGGGUUUCCAAGGAGGAGGCCGAGGAGGCCAAGAAGCAGCUCGAAGAGGCCGGCGCCAAGGUCUCCAUUGUCUGAUUUUCGCGGUAAAAUUGUAUUCCAUGUUUCUCUUUUUCUCGGAUUAUUAUUAUUUUUCUUAAAUUUGGUAGUAGAUGUAGAUGCAGUAACAUUGGGGAUUUGUAAUUUCCAUUCCAAAAUUUUAUCGUUAUUUAUGGGUUUCUGGCA
Salvia miltiorrhiza (redroot sage) is the source of this 798-nucleotide messenger RNA. RefSeq names its product 50S ribosomal protein L12, chloroplastic-like. Gene Ontology annotation, biological process: translation. The coding region runs from base 97 to 651 and encodes 184 amino acids. NCBI's taxonomy places the organism in Eukaryota, Viridiplantae, Streptophyta, Magnoliopsida, Lamiales, Lamiaceae. The record is from RefSeq and is a predicted model, not a curated record. Gene Ontology annotation, molecular function: structural constituent of ribosome. Gene Ontology annotation, cellular component: ribosome. The transcript has a single exon.